Messenger RNA from Ficedula albicollis (Collared flycatcher), 1055 nucleotides. It is a transcript of the gene NSMCE4A, whose product is annotated as NSE4 homolog A, SMC5-SMC6 complex component. NCBI's taxonomy places the organism in Eukaryota, Metazoa, Chordata, Aves, Passeriformes, Muscicapidae. The transcript is spliced from 11 exons. The record is from RefSeq and is a predicted model, not a curated record. Gene Ontology annotation, cellular component: Smc5-Smc6 complex; nucleus. Gene Ontology annotation, biological process: DNA repair. Bases 94 to 1005 code for a protein of 303 amino acids.
CCGCCGCACGCCCAGCAGGACACGGCGGAGGCGGCGGGCGAGAAGCUCCGGCAGCUCAACAUCGGCGAGGGCGACGACAGGGAGCACAACAGGAUGAUCCGCAGCCAGUAUCGGGAGCUCAUCUCCACCGUGCAGCAAAAUCGAGAGGCUAUGCUGAAUUCAAAAAGCAACAGACUGACAGAAGCUUUGGAAGAAGCCAAUAGACUUUUUGAUGGAGUUCGCCGUGCACGAGAGGCUGCACUGGAUGCCCAGUUUCUUGUUAUAGCAUCCAAUAUAGGAAAGGAGAAGGCCAAUGAGUUACACUCAGAGAUGUCAGCAUUUGACUCAACAGCAUUUGCAGAAGACUUGCUGACCUUUAUGGGUGUAAAUCGCACAGAAGUAGAAGAAACUGAUGACUCUGAGGAUGCCUCAGCUGUUUUUUUACCUAGUGAUGCCUGGAAGACAAUGGGAGAAGAAGCAACCAAGUACUUCAGAAGAGCACAUACUUUUCACUUCCUGAGUGGAUCUUUCAAUUCUGAGCCUCCUGUACCAAAGCAACGGAUUGAGAGGCAGAAGAAAGCUAGCAGAGGAAAAGCAGAACGGGCAAUGCCUGCUCAGUUAAAAAAAAUGGAGGAGUCUCAUCAAGAAGCUACAGAAAAAGAAGUAGAGAGGAUCUUGGGAAUACUGCAGACUCAUUUUGAAAAUGAUCCUAAUACACCCAUUUCCUUCUUUGAUUUUGUGAUUGAUCCGAACUCGUUUGCACGCACUGUGGAAAACAUGUUUCAUGUAUCCUUCCUUAUCAGGGAUGGUCUUGCAAAGAUAAAGAUGGAUGAAGAUGAAUUGCCAGUAAUAGAGCCUCUAAAACCCAGCGGGGCAGAGGAGGACAGCAGAGCUGGAGCACGGAACCAGGUGGUCUUAAGUCUGGACCAGAAAGAAUGGCAGGAGAUCAUAGAAACAUUUCAGAUAAGAGAAGCCAUGAUUACCCCUCUUUCUCAGAGCACUGAAGAGGAAAUGGAGACAGAGUAAAUAUUCAAGUGCCUUAAAGAAAAUACUUAAAAACAUUUGUUUCAACAAUU